CGGGUUAGCUAAGCGUGCUUGUGCUUCAACUAGAACGCGCCCCCAUCUCGGACGAUGAGUCGGUCAGCUGUAGUGAUCAGAAAAAAACGCCUUUAGCUACUUUUGUCGACAGUUUACUUGGCGAAACCUGAUCUGGAUGUGGCUUCUUUCUUUCUCGACAACAGAUCACCGUCGGAUACGAAUUAUGCAGGCAGUCGGAAACACUCUACGAUGGUUUUUGCUGCGUAGCGUUUUGUUGUCUCGCAGCUCCAACUAUGCAGCCUUCACACGGUUAGGUAGCUUUAGCCUGUCAUGUUCAACCCAAUUGCCACCCCGUCCACCCUAGUGGUUAAACUGAAAAGAGGAAUUCUGGUAUGUCCAGUUUGGGGAAAAGCCACCCUGGGUGGUCAAACAUCAGAACCUAGUCUAAAUGGUUUGGAUGGAAAAGGAUCAAGUGCACUUUCAAACCAUCAACUUCAGGAGAGUCUGAAUGUCCUGCACGAUCUAGCCUAAUGGAUAAUUUGGAUAGUAUUUUACACGGACACGUCUCUGGACACAGUAUGGCGCACAGACCUAAAGGAACACCAUCUCCAGCGGGCCAUUUCAGCACAGCAGGUAUAUGGGGAGAAGAGGGACAACAUGGUGAUCCCUGUGCCCGAAGCAGAGAGCAACGUCGCCUACUACGACUCCCUCUACCCAGGGGACUUCAGGAUGCCAAAGCAGCUCAUUCACAUACAGCCUUUCAGUCUGGACACAGAGCAGCCAGAUUAUGACCUGGACUCUGAAGACGAGGCGUUUGUGAACAGGCUGAAGAAGAAGAUGGAGGUUGGGGCGCUGCAGUUUGAGCUGAUGAUCGACCGGCUGGAGAAAGGCAGCGGCCAGCAGCUUGUGACUCUCCAAGAAGCAAAGCUCUUACUGAAGGAAGAUGAUGAGCUGAUCAGGGAGGUGUUUGAGUACUGGAGCAGGAAGAGGAAGUCAUGUAAAGGCGGAUCCCUCACUCCAGUGGUCAAACAGGAGAAGCGUGACGGCUCCAGCACCGGUGACCCCUAUGUGGCCUUCAGGCGCAGGACGGAGAAAAUGCAAACCAGGAAGAAUCGCAAGAAUGACGAAGCAUCAUAUGAGAAGAUGCUGAAACUGAGGAGAGAUCUGAGCAGGGCCAUCACAAUUCUGGAGAUGAUAAAGAAGCGCGAGAAGAGCAAGAGAGAAUUGCUGCAUCUGACACUGGAGAUAGUGGAAAAGAGGAAUGGCCUGCCUGACUUUGGCACUGAUAUCAUGACAGAGGCACUGGCCAUGGCCAAGCCCAUUUACAAGAUUCCCAUCAUUCCCCUGCCCAGCAGCAGCCAGUACCGCCACACGGACCACGUUGAGCUCAAGGACUAUAAGAUUAAGCCGGAGAAAACAGAGGUGGUCCGCACAAAGAGGAAAUAUGAAAAAAAGCCGAAGGUCCAGCCGUUCUCCACUCCUCAGCAGUCUGGUCCCUCCCUCAUCAAUCCCAAAGACCUCAACCAGUAUGACUUUCCCAGCUCUGAUGAGGAUCCUUUCUCACAGAUGCAUUCUGGGUCAUCAGAGGCUGAAGAAGAGAAUGACCCUGAUGGACCAUUUGCCUUCAGGAGGAAAGCAGGCUGUGUUUAUCACUCUGCUCGUUUGGAUCAGAGGGGUAGCUGGCCAUGGUGUAGCGAGGCUGAGGGUGGUUCAUGUAAUCCACAGUUCCGUUACUCUCUCACCAGCCUUUCAUUGCCACGCCGCUGCCUGGGGUUGUCACGGCGACGGGUGGGACGAGGAGGCAGAGUUCUCCUGGACCGUGCUCACUCGAAUCUAGACAGCAUUUUCCACAGUCUGGAUUCCACUGCAGAAGAGUUGUCCCCUGCUGCUUCUCCACUUCGCCCAGAAAGCACCUCUUACAGUACCUCCACCAUAGCCACUUCGUCACCAGCUUCUCCUCCCUGCUCCUCCUCUUCUUCCCUGCAUCUGAGGCAGAUUCUCCGCAACAUUAAGGCCUGCCGCUGGAGACACUUUAAACCACGGACACUAACCGGCAGGAGUUUCUGCCAGGCUGUCACCGUUGCGGCAGGUACAGGCACUAAUGCAGCAAUGGGAGGAUCUGCUACAGUAACGCCUGCAGCUGUGUUCACGGCGGAACAGUACCAGGAGCAUCAGGAACAGCUGGUUCUCAUGCAGAAGCAACAGCUGGAGCAGAUCCAACAGCAGGCCAGUGAUGCCUCCAGCAGUACACAGCCUCUAGUGUCUAAGACGUUGGAUUCAGCCAGCGCUCAGUUUGCUGCCUCUGCUCUUGUCACACCUGACCAGCUGUUGACUCUGAAAGUCAAAGAGGAUGGUGUUACGGGAAGUGGAGUGAACGGCAUCCUCCAGGCCUCAGGAGUUUACAAGGGCUUACAACUCUCUGCUACACCAUCAGCUUCGAUCCUCCCAAGCUCAUCUCCAGUGAUGACCUCUCCCUCACCUAGCUUACCCCCUUCUAAUAGUAACUCGACCACAGGCUCUGUCCACAAUGCACACAACCCACUCAGUAACCAUGGUAACAGUACUGCCAACGCGGCCCCUCAGGUUCUGAUUGGGAACAGUCUGCGUCUGAGUGUGGCGACGCCCCAGAUUGCCAGCCUCAAUGCCCGCCACCUUCCCAGAAGUCUUGGCGGCGUGCCACCCGCUGCCUUAAAACUUGCAGCCGCUGCUUCGAACUGUCAGCUCCCCAAAGUCAGCACUGGGGACAAUCAUGAACAGGAAAAGCAGUCCCUCAGUAUAGCGGAAAACACAGUCGCUAUGGAGGUGACGUAGUAACCGUUGUCUGGGCGACUUUUUCCCCCGCCCAGUCCAGUCUUUUGGUGCUGUGCACCAAUCGCUUUUGGAAAUGCAAAGGGACAGCAGGUCUCCGCAGCAACUGUCAGGCCUCGACAGCUAAUCUCAUCUCUUUAUUAUAACUUUUUCUUUCUCCCCCACCCUGUUUUUUUUAAUAUAUAUUCGUUACUGUUAAUAAGAGAAAAUAAUUCCUAUGUAAAUUAUGAAUAUGGCAAAUAUUCAAUGUACAGUAACUGCCUAUUUGUAAAACUCCCUGCUCCACCCCCCAAAACCUUGUAUAUAUGUUACUUGAAAACAGAUUUGUUCACUUGUGAUGUUUUGCACUUGGGAAUUACAAAAAGAAAAAAGCAAAAGGAGAAUGGAGGAAGAAAAGAAUGCAGAGAGAAAGUGUGAGCUGUGUAGCGGAAGAAAGGGUUUAGGAAUCAUUGCAUUGUGCAUGGUGAGGAAACCUGCUGUUUUACCUAUUUAUUGUGCUGUGUUUACACUUUUUUCUUUUUCCUUUCUCCAUGAACACUGUACUCUCAUUUGUUUCCAUGUUGUAGGUGUUUGGGUAGCUAGAGUUUUUUUUUGUUUUUUUUUCCUUUGUUUUUUUUGUUUGUUUGUUUUUUGUUUUUUUGUGUCAGACCCUUCAAUCUCUAGUUCCGCUGGUUCUCUUCGCAAAUCAAAUAGAUGCUACAGAACUUCUGAUUUUGUUUUCCCCAGUUAUUCCUUUUUGUUUUUUUUCUUGUUUGUUUGUUUUGGUGGGAGCGGGGGAGUAUGUGGUUUUUGGGUCACUCAAAGGCUUUGGGAAUGGUGGGUGAAGAGGAGUGUGUGGAAAUCUUCCAUUUAACUAAUCAUCCCAAAACAAGUGACAGACAAGUCAUGAAGUCUUCACUCGGGAGCAUCUGUGGCUUCCAUCUCAACUAAGCACUGUUUAUUUUUGUUUAUUUUUUGGUUUGUUUUUUGUUUUGUUGACUUAAGUAAUGAUUAUCGCUGCUUUUGUAUAAUUUCAGUUCCUUUUCAUACUAUGAAAUGUUUUGCCUCCCAUUGUAGUUUUUUGUACAACAAAGACAAUUAUUUUUGUAUCUUGUUUUGUUGGUUUUUGUUUUCAGUUCUUGUGGUGAAGCGAAUUUGCGCUUCGCGUAAUGGAAGACUUUGUUUUUUGGUCGUCAGUGUAACGUUCUCUGAUAAGUGAAUGCUGAUGACUGUCCAUUAUUGCUGUGACCGUGUCGUAAUUUCAGCUUCGAGACACGCAAGAGAGAAGGAACAGGAGUCGUCACCUGGCUCCAGUCUCAAUCUCUGUCUCUUACCACGUCAUCUGACAGACUCCAGACUUUUUCAAGGCCUAAAACCACAAGUUAAAAGGUGUGCCUUCCUUUGGGAAUAAACUGCUUCGUCUCUUCUAUGAAGAGGAUGGCUCUCGGGCAAGGCUGCAGUAGUGCGGUCCUGGCUUGUCCGGAGCCCAGGUCUCCGAUGCCCAGUCCACUGGCUGAACUGAACACCCUCCAGGGCUCUAGUCCAACCUGGUGGCAGACAAAGAAUUAAAAUAUUGAAAAUUUAAAAAAGAUAAAAUAUUAUUGAAAAUGAGUGGGGGGAAAAAAAAAAGAUGUCACCCAUAGAAAUCUGACAAUAAAGCCCAGGUUAUUAAGUGA
Colossoma macropomum (tambaqui) is the source of this 4424-nucleotide messenger RNA. RefSeq names its product enhancer of polycomb homolog 1 (Drosophila) a (gene epc1a). The record is from RefSeq and is a predicted model, not a curated record. Gene Ontology annotation, biological process: regulation of transcription by RNA polymerase II. Gene Ontology annotation, cellular component: piccolo histone acetyltransferase complex. The coding region runs from base 619 to 2772 and encodes 717 amino acids. The transcript is spliced from 16 exons. NCBI's taxonomy places the organism in Eukaryota, Metazoa, Chordata, Actinopteri, Characiformes, Serrasalmidae.